This is a messenger RNA of Agrilus planipennis (emerald ash borer), 1749 nucleotides long. Its product is annotated as GATA zinc finger domain-containing protein 14-like. The record is from RefSeq and is a predicted model, not a curated record. Bases 627 to 1703 code for a protein of 358 amino acids. Gene Ontology annotation, molecular function: zinc ion binding; nucleic acid binding. The transcript has a single exon. Lineage: Eukaryota; Metazoa; Arthropoda; Insecta; Coleoptera; Buprestidae.
GUGAACUUUGCCAAAAUACGUCACAAAUCUAACUAAUAAAUAAUCUUGUUUAACGUAUUACAAGAUAGUCGAAACAUAGUCGAAACAUAGUCGAAACAUAGUCGAAACACAGUUGAAACCAGUUCAAUUCAGAGUUACUUCAACAAUCAAUCAAUUACUAAAUCUUCUAUAUUAUCAAUUUUACUAAAUCUUCUACUACAUCAAGUUAUACUAAAUUAAUAAUUAUUGGUAACUUCGAUUUUAAGUUAGUGUUAAGAAAUAACUGUAAAGAAAAUAAAUAAAGUAGUGCUACCAACAACAGUUUCAAUUCUCUGCUGAUAACCAGAAGUCCAUUACAAGAAAAUAAAAUUGGUGUCAGGAGUGGGAUUUCAAGAGUUGCGAGGUCGUGGAUAUCGGAAGCUAGGAAACAACCCCUUCAACAAGCCACAAGCACUGGAAUCUUUGAAGGUACCUCCUCUUUCUCUUUGUGACCACUACAAGAUUUCUCGUAACUACGGAAAGAAGGAACGGCCGUGGUCAACCCAAAUAAUUGGACCAAAAGAAACCUCAACGGGAAUUCUGGAAGAGAAUGCUGGUAACGUUGGUGCUACUAUUGUGAGUACAAAUUCUAUUUUCGAAAUUGUGUGAUGCCUAAUUUGUAUCCGGAGCUACCUACACCAUCAGAAAUGCCUGCUAACGUCGAAACAAACUCUGCUCAAAUUAGUAUAUCUUUAGAAUUAGCUGAAAAAAUGCUCAUAAAGUUUGAUGGUUCAAAGUCAAAAUUGCAUGAGUUCAUCGAUAAUUGUGACAAAGCUGUCUCUUUAGUUAAACCUGAAUAUAAAAACAUUCUUUUCGCAAUAAUAGAAACUAAAAUAACAGAUAACGCUAGGGCAUUAAUUAGAAAUAGAACUUUUAAUGAUUGGAUAACUCUAAAAAAUCACCUUUUAGACGCUUAUUCAGAGAAAAGAACUAUUAGUCAAUGGCAGUUGGAGCUUAACAGUUGCAAACAGAAUACAAAUGAAAACGUAAUGUCUUAUGCUAAUAAAGUUGAGAAUUGCUACAUUAAGUUAAUAAAUUCGCUAGAUCAAAAUCUUUCUAGGGAAGCUAGGGAAGCAUGCGUCAAUCUCUUAAAGAAUCAAGCACUAAAUGUUUUUGUCACAGGGUUACAGAAUAACCUUUCUAUAAUUGUUAAAUCUCUAAAACCAGAAUCAUUAGAGGACGCAAUAGCGUUCGCAUUAAAUGAAGAACAGGAACAAAAAUCGAGAUUAGAGAUCCAAAAAUACCAAAAUGUUCAUAAUAAUAUAGCUAAGUUGUGUAGUUUCUGUAAUAAAAGUGGACACUCUAGUUUUAAUUGUCAUUUUAAUAAAAAUAAUAGUCAUAGACAACAUAACGUUAGGCAUAUUCAAAAUUCUAAUCCACAAAGGCCUAAUAAUUCAUCUUUCCAAACCAAUUCAAAAUUUUCAUCGAGUAAACCGAUACAAAAUAAAGUAUGUUCAUACUGUAAGAAUAUUGGACACUUGAUAGGUGAAUGUAGAAAAAGGGAGUAUAACAACAGAAUGCGGAAUAAUAAUUUAAGUAAAACUCAUUAUCCUGGUCCUAGUAAUUCUCAAACUCAUAACUGUAAUUCUUUAAACUCUCAAGUGCCUCGUCAGUCGGCCGGGAUGAGAUUAGCACAGACAUUUCAGGUCGAACAGAAUACCCAGGGCUCUUCAAAUCGUCUAUAGCCAGCAUUUCGUCAAUUAAUUUAGAAUCUGUAGUCUCAUUCGUAAA